Messenger RNA from Hemicordylus capensis (graceful crag lizard), 1951 nucleotides. RefSeq names its product odr-4 GPCR localization factor homolog (gene ODR4). The record is from RefSeq and is a predicted model, not a curated record. Gene Ontology annotation, cellular component: endomembrane system. The transcript has 14 exons. Lineage: Eukaryota; Metazoa; Chordata; Lepidosauria; Squamata; Cordylidae. Bases 288 to 1634 code for a protein of 448 amino acids. Gene Ontology annotation, biological process: intracellular protein localization.
GCGCCUUUGUGUCUCAGUGGGUGAGACGUGUGAUGUCAUCGACUUGUGUCCCCUUCGGGGGAAAGGGCGAUGUCGCCCAGAGUUGACGCAUGCUGGGACACCUCAGUCUAUGAGCAUGAGAGCAGCGAACGGGCGAUGGGUCUGGCGGCGAGACGUGGCUUGAGAAGGUGACUGCGUUGCUUCAUCACCACCACCACACCACCACCAAGCCUCUUGGGCUGUCGUCUUCUGCGUAAUUGGUAGGGUUGGUUUCUGAUUUGUAUCUGGAUUGUUAAACAUUUGCAAUAAUGGGAAGAAGCUACUUUGUAGAAGAAGCGGUUGGACAAUAUCUGUCGGAGCUCAGUACCCGCUCAAAACCUUUUAUUACGGGUCUUUUGGUAGGGCAGUGCUCUCCGCAAAGGGACUAUGUUGUACUUGCCAUUCAAACGCCUCCAAAAGAGGAGGAAAGUAAAAGCAAUCAGAGUUACUAUGCAGAUUUAUCUAACAUUGAUGAAGAAUGGACAAUAGCACAUGCCAAUCAGGUGUCAAGAAUGCUUCCUGGAGGAUUCCUAGUUCUUGGUGUUUUUAUUGUUGCUGCUCCAGAGCUGGCGAAAGAAAUUCAAAGUACUCUACGGAAGCUUGUGUUUUCAAUAGAGAAGUCUUUAGCUAGAAAAAGGCUGUGGACCUUCUCUGAGGAAGAUGUGUCUGAAAGAGUGGCUCUUCAUCUUUGUUCUACUACAAAGAAAAUACUUUGUCGCACAUAUGAUGUACAAGAUCCAAAGAGUUCGGCUAAGCCGGCAGACUGGAAAUACCAGAAUGGUCUCUCUGCUUCCUGGCUGUCUUUAGAAUGCAUAAUUAAUGCUAAUAUACACAUCCCACUAUCAUCUACAUUAGCCAGCCAUGAUCUGGAGAAAAACACAAGGAAUGGAUUAACACGGUGGGCCAAACAGAUAGAGGAAGCCAUCUUUUUGAUCAAUGGUCAAGUAAAAGAGGAAGACGCCGACUUGCUGGAAGGUCAGAAAAAGUCUACAAGAGGAAACAUGCAAUCACCUACACAAACACUUGAUGUCAGAGUUUUGAUGCAAUUGUCACGAAAUACAAACUCCAGGUCCACAGCAACAGUCCAGAUAUGCAGCGGUUCCAUAAAUCUCAAAGGUGCUUUAAAAUGCAAAGCUUACAUCCAUAAUAACAAGCCAAAAGUUAAAGAUGCUGUUAAGGCCUUGAAGAGGGACAUCAUAAACACUCUCUCUGAUCGGUGUGAAAUAUUAUUUGAAGAUCUGCUUAUAAAUGAAACUCUAGGAAAGAAAAAUUCAGAGAGGGAGUAUCACACUUUGCCCUGCAGAGUAUUUGCCCCCAUUGCUGGAUCCAGUGUUUUGCUGUGUGAUUACAAGUUUGGUGAUGAGACAACCAGGGAAAUCCAAGAGCGUUUUCUUGAGAUGUUGGAUCAGGCUGUUCAAGCAGAGGAUUUGCAUCCAGCAGAGGAAAUAAACACAGUUGAAAUAAAUUCACCUAAGGAACUCCAAGAUGAUGUGCAACAGAAGCGGUUGACAAAAGAAAUGCUUUUGUUGAAACUUCAUCAGAACAUAGGCGUGGUGAUAGCAGUGGCUGUUGCAAUAUCGGCGGCAGCCUUCUCCUUUAACUACUUCAGUGACUAGACUUCAGACAUCAAGCAUCAUCCUGGAAACUCCAGCCACCAUAGAUUUAAUCAGAAGAUGCAUGCUUCUGGAACCGAGUGCAUUAGCAACCCAAUGUGUCACCUAAAAAUACCAAUUAGCUGUUCUAAAUAAUAAUGAUAGCUUCAGCUGUCUUGUUUCUGCAUGCUGAUAGUGUAGGUGGGGUGGUUUUAAGAGGGAGAAAGAACACCAACACUACCAACUGGGCAGAUGAUACCUGUAAUAUAAUCUUAUUUUUCCAGGAAGAAUAUCUCAAAUGUGUACUUUCCUCCUUACUAAUUAAAAGGAUAAUUGCUAAA